Messenger RNA from Xenopus laevis (African clawed frog), 5858 nucleotides. RefSeq names its product myosin, heavy chain 3, skeletal muscle, embryonic S homeolog (gene myh3.S). NCBI's taxonomy places the organism in Eukaryota, Metazoa, Chordata, Amphibia, Anura, Pipidae. The transcript has 40 exons. The record is from RefSeq and is a predicted model, not a curated record. Gene Ontology annotation, cellular component: myofibril; myosin II complex; myosin complex. Gene Ontology annotation, molecular function: cytoskeletal motor activity; ATP binding; actin filament binding. The coding region runs from base 41 to 5854 and encodes 1937 amino acids.
UUUUUUCAUCCUCAUCUGUACUGAAAAGUAACCAUCAACUAUGGGAGACGCGGAAAUGGCCACAUUUGGGGAGGCCGCCCAAUUUCUCCGCAAGAGUGAGAAAGAAAGAAUUGAGGCCCAGAGCAAACCCUUCGAUGCAAAGAACACUGUAUUCGUAGAUGAUGCAAAGGAAUUGUAUGUUAAAGGUAUGGUUACAGCACGAGAAGGUGACAAAGUCACAGUAAAGACUGACGAUGGCAGGGCUGUAACUGUCAAGGAAGAUCAAGUUUACCCCCAAAAUCCUCCUAAAUUCGAUAAAAUUGAAGACAUGGCUAUGAUGACUCAUCUGAAUGAGGCCUCUGUGCUGUACAAUCUCAAAGAGCGUUAUGCAGCAUGGAUGAUCUAUACUUACUCUGGCCUUUUCUGUGCCACUGUAAAUCCUUACAAGUGGCUACCAGUGUACAACCCAGAGGUUGUUGCUGGCUACAGAGGGAAGAAGCGUGUGGAAGCCCCACCUCACAUCUUUUCCCUUUCUGAUAAUGCCUACCAGUUCAUGUUGACAGAUCGUGAAAAUCAGUCUGUCCUUAUUACUGGAGAAUCUGGUGCAGGAAAGACUGUCAAUACCAAACGUGUCAUCCAGUACUUUGCAACAAUUGCUGCACUUGGUGACUCUGGAAAAAAGAAGGAACCCAUCAACAGCUUGCAGGGGACUCUGGAAGAUCAAAUCAUCCAGGCCAAUCCCCUACUGGAAGCCUUCGGUAAUGCCAAGACUUUGAGAAAUGACAACUCCUCACGUUUUGGUAAAUUCAUCAGAAUCCACUUUGGCACUACAGGGAAACUGUCAUCUGCUGAUAUUGAAACAUAUCUUCUGGAAAAGUCUAGAGUUACAUUCCAGCUGUCAGCUGAAAGAAGCUAUCACAUUUUCUAUCAGAUUAUGACAAACAAAAAACCAGAGAUUGUUGAAAUGCUUCUCGUGACUUCCAACCCAUACGACUUUCCAUCUGUCAGCCAGGGUGAGAUUGUUGUGAAGAGUAUCAAUGAUGAAGAGGAACUCCUGGCCACUGAUAAUGCCAUUGACAUACUGGGUUUCACCCCAGAGGAAAAGAACGGCAUCUACAAACUUACUGGCGCUGUCAUGCACCAUGGCAACAUGAAAUUCAAGCAAAAGCAAAGAGAGGAACAGGCUGAGCCAGAGGGCACAGAGGUGGCAGAUAAAAUUUCCUAUUUGAUGGGCAUGAACUCUGCUGAUUUGCUCAAAGCUUUGUGUUACCCAAGGGUGAAAGUCGGUAAUGAAUUUGUGACAAAGGGUCAAACUGUCCCACAGGUCUAUAACUCUGUUGGUGCCCUCUGCAAGUCUGUAUUUGAAAAACUGUUCUUGUGGAUGGUCACACGUAUCAACCAACAGCUGGAUACCAAACAACCAAGACAAUUCUUCAUUGGUGUCCUGGAUAUUGCUGGAUUUGAAAUUUUUGAUUUCAACAGCUUGGAGCAGCUCUGCAUCAACUUCACUAAUGAAAAACUGCAGCAGUUCUUCAAUCACCACAUGUUCGUCCUGGAACAGGAAGAAUACAAGAAGGAAGGCAUUGACUGGGAGUUUAUUGACUUUGGUAUGGAUUUGGCUGCCUGUAUCGAGCUUAUUGAGAAGCCCAUGGGUAUCUUCUCCAUCCUUGAAGAGGAGUGCAUGUUCCCCAAGGCCACUGACACCUCCUUCAAGAACAAGCUCUAUGAGCAACAUUUGGGCAAGUGCAAGAAUUUUGAAAAGCCAAAGCCUGGCAAAGGAAAGGCUGAAGCUCACUUCUCUCUGGUGCAUUAUGCUGGUACUGUGGAUUACAACAUUUCUGGCUGGCUUGAAAAGAACAAGGACCCACUGAAUGAAUCUGUAGUCCAACUUUACCAGAAGUCUUCACUUAAACUUCUAUCAUUGCUCUACUCCACCUAUGCUGCAGCUGAGGCUGAAGCUGGUGGCAAGGGUGGAAAGAAGAAGAAGGGAUCAUCCUUCCAGACUGUGUCUGCUCUCUUCAGGGAAAACUUGAAUAAACUGAUGACCAACCUGAAAAGUACCCACCCUCACUUUGUCCGCUGCUUGAUUCCAAAUGAGACUAAGACUCCUGGUAUUAUGGACAACCACCUGAUCAUGCACCAGCUGAGAUGUAACGGUGUAUUGGAGGGUAUUCGAAUCUGCAGAAAGGGAUUCCCAAGUAGAAUCAUUUAUGGUGAUUUCAAACAACGUUAUAAAAUCCUGAAUGCUAGUGCAAUUCCAGAGGGACAAUUCAUUGACAGCAAGAAGGCUUGUGAGAAGCUUCUGGGUUCAAUUGAUAUUGAUCAUAAUCAGUACAAACUUGGGCAUACCAAGGUGUUCUUCAAAGCUGGACUUUUGGGUACUCUGGAAGAAAUGAGAGAUGAAAAGUUGGCCCAACUUAUCACUCGCACACAGGCCCUUUGCAGAGGUUUCUUGAUGAGGAUGGAAUUCAAGAAAAUGACGGAACGAAAAGAGUCCAUUUAUAUCAUCCAGUACAAUCUCAGGUCAUUUAUGAAUGUUAAACACUGGCCAUGGAUGAAACUGUACUUUAAGAUUAAACCUCUUCUGAAGAGUGCGGAAACUGAGAAAGAGAUGGCAAACAUGAAGGAGGAGUUUGGGCAGACCAAGGAAGCUUUGUCCAAGGCAGAAGCAAAGAGUAAAGAACUAGAACAGAAAAUGGUUGCCCUAUUGCAGGAGAAGAAUGAUUUAGCACUGCAAGUUCAAUCGGAAAGUGAAACCUUGGCUGAUUCUGAGGAAAGAUGUGAAGGCCUCAUCAAAGUUAAAAUCCAACUGGAAUCUAAAGUCAAGGAGUUAACUGAAAGGCUUGAAGAUGAAGAGGAGAGCAAUGCAGAGCUGACAGCUAAGAAGAGGAAGUUGGAAGACGAAUGCUCUGAACUGAAAAAAGACAUUGAUGAUCUGGAACUUACAUUGUCCAAAGUAGAAAAAGAGAAGCAUGCCACAGAAAACAAAGUAAAGAACCUUACUGAAGAAAUGGCAACUCUUGAUGAGAACAUCUCCAAGCUCUCCAAGGAGAAGAAGGCCCUCCAGGAGGCUCACCAGCAGACACUUGAUGACCUACAGGCAGAAGAGGAUAAAGUCAGUUCUUUGACAAAGGCCAAAAUUAAACUGGAACAGCAAGUUGAUGAUCUGGAAGGAUCUCUGGAACAAGAGAAGAAACUUCGUCUUGACCUAGAGAGAACUAAGAGGAAAGUAGAAGGCGAUUUGAAAUUGUCUCAAGAAACAGUCAUGGAUCUUGAAAAUGAUAAACAGCAAGCUGAGGAAAAACUUAAAAAGAAAGAUUUUGAAAUAAGCCAGCUGCAAGAAAGAAUUGAGGAUGAACAAACACUGGGUUCUCAGCUGCAAAAGAAAAUCAAAGAACUGCAGGCUCGUAUUGAAGAACUUGAGGAAGAAAUUGAGGCUGAACGUGCAGUUCGCGGAAAGGUUGAGAAGCAGAGGGCAGAUCUUUCCAGAGAACUUGAGGAGAUCAGUGAAAGACUUGAAGAAGCUGGAGGUGCAACAGCUGCCCAAAUUGAAAUGAACAAGAAACGCGAAACUGAGUUCCAGAAAAUGAGACGUGACCUGGAAGAGGCAAGCCUACAGCAUGAAGCCACUGCUGGAGCCCUGCGCAAGAAGCAUGCUGACAGUGUAGCUGAGCUUGGGGAACAAAUUGAUAACCUGCAGCGUGUAAAACAGAAGCUGGAGAAGGAAAAGAGUGAGCUGAAGAUGGAGAUAGAUGAUCUUGCCAGCAACUUAGAGAAUGUCUCCAAAUCAAAGGCCAACCUUGAAAAAGUGAACCGUGUGCUUGAGGAUCAACUAAGUGAGGUUAAGGCUAAGGAUGAUGAGCACCAGCGUCUCCUCAAUGACUUUACAACCCAGAAAGCUCGCUUGCAAACUGAAAAUGAUGAGCUAUCCCGUCAGCUUGAAGAGAAGGAAUCUUUGAUUUCUCACCUCUCCAGAGGAAAGCAGGGGUUUACCCAGCAAACUGAAGAACUGAAGAGACAACUUGAGGAGGAGACAAAGGCUAAGAAUGCUCUUGCUCAUGCACUGCAAUCUGCCCGCCAUGAUUGUGACUUGCUCCGCGAGCAAUUUGAGGAGGAACAGGAAGCAAAGGCUGAGCUCCAGCGCUCACUGUCCAAAGCCAAUGGUGAGGUUUCCCAAUGGAGGACCAAAUAUGAAACUGAUGCCAUUCAGCGUACUGAGGAGCUGGAAGAAGCCAAAAAGAGGCUUGUCCAGCGUUUACAGGAAGCUGAGGAGCAAGUUGAGGCUGUGAACUCAAAAUGUGCCUCCUUAGAAAAGACUAAACAGAGGCUGCAGUCUGAAGUGGAGGAUUUGAUGGUUGAUGUAGACAAAGCAAAUGGCGCUGCAGCAGCUCUUGAUAAGAAGCAGAGGAAUUUUGAUAAGGUCCUGAUAGAAUGGAAGCAGAAGUAUGAGGAAGGACAAGCUGAAUUGGAGGCAGCUCUAAAAGAAUCUCGCAGCUUGAGCACAGAAAUCUUCAAGAUGAAGAAUGCUUAUGAAGAAUCCCUGGAACAAGUUGAGACCCUGAAACGUGAAAACAAGAACCUACAGCAGGAAAUCUCAGAUCUGACAGAACAGAUUGGAGAAGGUAGAAAGUCAAUCAACGAACUGGAGAAAGCCAAGAAGCAGGUGGAGCAAGAGAAGAAUGAUCUUCAGGCUGCCCUGGAGGAAGCCGAGGGAUCUCUUGAAUAUGAAGAGGCCAAGAUCCUACGUAUCCAACUUGAGCUGAACCAGGUGAAAUCUGAGGUGGACAGAAAGAUUGCAGAGAAAGAUGAGGAGCUUGACCAGCUGAAAAGAAACAGCCAAAGAGCUAUUGAUACCAUGCAGACCACAUUAGACUCUGAAAUCAGAAGCAGAAAUGAUGCUCUAAGACUGAAAAAGAAGAUGGAAGGAGACUUGAAUGAUUUAGAGAUCCAGCUCAGCCAUGCCAACCACCAAGCUGCUGAGGCACAGAAACAGCUUAGGAAUGUACAGGCUCAGUACAAGGACACCCAGCUUCAGUUGGAUGAUGCACUAAGGGGACAGGAAGACCUGAAAGAACAAAUUGCUGUGAUUGAACGCAGAAAUAACUUGCAACAAGCUGAAAUUGAAGAGAGCAGGUCUGCUCUGGAACAGACAGAGAGAUCUCGUAAGGUUGCUGAACAGGAACUUCUUGAUUCUAGUGAACGCAUACAGCUACUGCACUCACAGAAUACAAGUCUUAUUAACAGCAAGAAGAAGCUUGAAUGUGACAUUUCACAGCUCCAGAAUGAAGCUGAGGAAGCUGUACAAGAAGCCAGAAAUGCUGAAGAGAAGGCCAAAAAGGCCAUUAUAGAUGCUGCUCUUAUGGCUGAAGAACUGAAGAAGGAGCAGGACACCAGCGCCCACUUGGAGAGGAUGAAGAAGAAUCUUGAACAGACAGUGAAGGACCUGCAGCAUCAUUUGGAUGAAGCUGAACAGCUGGCUAUGAAAGGUGGCAAGAAGCAGCUGCAGAAACUAGAAACCAGGGUCCGAGAAUUGGAAAAUGAGCUGGACAGUGAACAGAAACGCGGUAUUGAAGCCAUAAAAGGUGUUCGCAAAUAUGAGAGAAGGGUGAAGGAACUCACUUACCAGACUGAAGAAGACAGAAAGAAUGUUCUGAGACUUCAGGACCUGGUGGACAAACUUCAGCUGAAGGUUAAAGCCUACAAAAGACAGGCCGAGGAGUCUGAUGAACAAGCCAAUGCCCACCUGAGCCAUUUUAGGAAAGUGCAGCAUGAGCUUGAGGAAGCAGAAGAGAGAGCUGAUAUCGCUGAAUCUCAAGUAAAUAAGCUGAGGGCAAAAAGCCGCGAUAUCGGAGGCAAGAAAGAAUCUGAAGAGUGAAGAC